CAGUAACUUAAGCUUUCAUACGAUGAGGGCGUAUCUCAGUAGCCCGCGGCCUUCAUUAAAGAAGCUCACCAGCCAGUCCCUCCCUCCGGCUCCUGCCCUGGGCAGCUGUCAUGGCCGACGACAUCAAUACACGCAAGUACCGAGCUAACAACGCACCAUACCACCAUACUCUGAGCAUUUACCUGCAGACGCUUAUGGGGCUCGAGAUACCUCAUGAGAGGAGACGUACGAACAAGAAGAGUGACUGCUGGUGCGAGAAGUGAGUGCGAAUUUAUAGGGCAUGGAGAGGAGUUUCCUUUUCGGCACCGAUAGCGCAAGACAAUGAGUCAAUGUGCAGCAUCGUCACACGAGCUGCAUUGCACGCUGCUAGAAAAUCUGACGCGUCUUAUUUUCGGAGAAAUCGCCUUCCACAAUGUUUUCUAGAUGCGUUAGAAGACGAUACGCAUACUAGCUCCCUCUGGCCAUCCAGUGUAUGCGCAACGCUUGAACUUGGACACUUCCUGUUUUUGGAAGGGCGGCGGUAUUACGACGGUACGAAAGGUAAGCCGUGCGCCGCCCGAUCGAGUUAUGACGACAUCAGAUGCCGCCCCCGCCACCAAAGCCUGGACGCGCCGCUACUGUGCCCAUCCCCUCAAAACCAGCAUUUUCUGCCAACGCUUUUACGGACUUGCAUCCACUACGAUCCAGCACUUUUCCUCGUCUGAAGUAUCCCCCCCCUCCCGACAUCUCCCAAGAUUCGAAACGCAGGACUAGCAGACAGCGGCGGAAGCAUUCUCGCUCGAACUAGUGAAAAAAUUUCGGUCCACAGAUCGCUCCGUCGAAACGUGCGCACACAAUUUUUUUUGCCGAUAGUGUAUUAAAAGAUCGUCGAGUUACAGGCCAGUGCGCGGUUCCGAAACGGUGCGCUGCGUGUCUGAGCCUCGCGAUCGGUCGAAGCUAACAGAGAGCCUAACUAGAGCUACUCUACAGAAUCAUCUCUGCUACUCAACUUAGAAGCCAGGAACUCGGAGAAGUUAGCAACCACAUUGAACCAUGGCGCCGAAACCGCAGGUAGUGCCGCCGUCAGGGAGCUCGGAGCCCUCGGAGCCGUCUGAAAUUCGUCCCGAGGACAAGCCCAAGAAGCAGCUGAAGGGCGAGCAAGAAGAGAACCCGCAGGUGGUGGCACAUCGUCCGGGCGGCCAGGCCGCGGACAAGAAGGGCGAUUCCAAGAGUGGCGGCAGCGGAAGCCUCGACAAGGUUGCCGACCAAGGCUUUGCGGGAGAGAAAGUGAAACCCAAGCUCUGAAGCGCGCUUUUCGCAGGAUUUGCACGGGCCAAGUGAACGUUCCUGUAUUCGCAAUAGUCUGGCUGUACUAUGGUCCUACUGUAUCCAAUUCCCAGUACUCGCACACGUCUGGGCCCUAAUUCCGUUAUUUUGGAAGUGUAA
Messenger RNA from Phanerochaete carnosa HHB-10118-sp, 1425 nucleotides. RefSeq lists its product as uncharacterized. The transcript has a single exon. The record is from RefSeq and is a predicted model, not a curated record. Lineage: Eukaryota; Fungi; Basidiomycota; Agaricomycetes; Polyporales; Phanerochaetaceae. Bases 1033 to 1284 code for a protein of 83 amino acids.